Molecule: messenger RNA, 14487 nt
Organism: Hydra vulgaris (swiftwater hydra)
Lineage: Eukaryota; Metazoa; Cnidaria; Hydrozoa; Anthoathecata; Hydridae
Product: E3 ubiquitin-protein ligase UBR4
Molecular function (GO): protein binding; zinc ion binding
Source: RefSeq, a predicted model, not a curated record
GAGUUAAAAUACUAACCUUUAGGGGCACGAACGACCUUUAUAAACUAAUUAGCGUAUAUUUCUAUCCCGUAUUUAUACGAGUUUAUAAAAUGGAAGUCAAUUUUAGCUGGGAAGAACUUUUCACGUUUUUGAAAAACUCUUGUUUGGAGACCUUAGAUGAAAAAGAUAAUAAAAUUUUUCAGCUUUGUCUAUUUAUAGUCGAAAACAAAGAAGAAUUAUUGGCAACAACAGAUUUGGAAAUUAAAAAAUUUGCUUCUCUCUUGUUUGGUCUAACUACAAAUGUUAUCAUCAAUGCAUCUAAUCAAUUUUGUGAAAAUGAAUUACUUUUAUGGUCUACUAUUGAAGUCAUCGUUUCUUUUUGUGUGUCCAACCUGAAGAGUGGAUUAAAUAACUCAUAUAUUACUCAGUUGCAGUUAGUCAAGCUACUUGUUGGUAUUUCAACCUGCAAAGAAUCGUUAAACAAGGAUGAAAUUAAUGCUCUUUUAAAUAUGGAGUUUGUUUUUCCUGCAUUUCUUAAAAUGGAAGCUAAAACUCACAGCGAUUUAUUAUACAAAAGUUUGUUCAAUAUUGAUCUUAACAAACUCAGAUCUUCUGAUUGGAAAGUUCAGUUUAUGGGACAUGCUGCUGCAAUUUUAAGAAAGAAAAAUGUUUUUGAUAUUUUAUUAAAUGUUAUUGGCUCGUUUGAGGAACUGGAUAGUUUUGCUAGGAAAUGUGACCUAAUAUUUUAUGAUGAUUCAAAUCCACAAAGCAUAAGUGCAAUAAGCAUAUUGAGUUUUGAAACACAACUGAUGGUGAUCGUUGAAACCCUUAAAUUACCUAUUAUUGAUCAAAUGACCAAAGAACAACUUGAGUUAGUUAUCCAGUUAGUAGAUAAAUCCUUAAAAGCUGCAAUGUUUAUUAGCUCUGGAUAUUUUACUGUUAAUAAAAAAGAAAAUGAAGCUGAUGGUUCGUAUGAUGAUUACUGUAGAAAGUAUGAAUGGAAGUCAACAGAACACUGUUUAGCUAUACUUAGUGCUGUUAGCAAUAUUUGUUCAUCGUCUCCUCAUAUGGAGAGGUUUGUUGGUUUCAAUUUGGAGGCCAAGAGUGUUACUACUAUUCUCAACGUUUUACAAAGAGCUAUAAAAAAAGAGCAUGAACAUAAAUCAAAAUGGUUUGAUGGCCUGAAUAUCAGUCUUGUUACCAUGACAUCAAGAGUUAUUCUCUUACUCUCAAGUGUGUACGAUAAUAUUCAACUGGAAGGAGAUUACACUCUCCAAAAUCAAGGAUUGAAUGUUUUUGUUAAAAGCACAGCUUGUGAUCGCUUACGUUAUAUAAUUGAAAAUGUGCAUCUGCCAUCUUUGCUUUUAGAUUUGUUUCUAACAACAUACCAUAAGACUCUGAAUAAUCUAAUGAAGCAAAAUGAAAAUUUGAAAAUUGAUCAGUCUGAGUUAAAAGUUGAAAGUUUAAGUGAUGAAGAUUCUUUGGAAGAAGGAUCAAUGCUUGGAAGUUUUUUUGUCAAAACUAUUAAUGAUAACGAGGCUGAGUCAAGUGUAACAGUCAAAGAAAAUGAAAGAAAUGCAAGUUCUCAAUCAACUGAAAUUCUCGUACUCCUUGCAAGCAGUUUAAUUGAAUUCAUUAGCAAGUUCUUUCCAGUUUGUGUUGAAAAUGGGUUCAGAGAAAAAAUUAAAGAAUCUUUUACUGAUGAAAGACUAGAUGGACUUGCUAAAAUUAUUAUGGGGCAUUCUUUUGGUGGUUCGUUUGAGGUUAGAGAAAUCAAGGAAAAUAUUUCAAAAUUGUUCGGAUAUUUUGUAACAACAGGGUUGUUUCAGGAAACUCAAAUGAAUUUGCUGUUAAAAACAUUAGGGAUAUCUGUUCAAAAAGAGUCAUCAAACCGUCAGUUAAACUUAAGCAUACACGUUCUUAGAAUAUUUAUUCAACUUGUAUUGCUAGAUACAUCAGGGGAUUCAGGAAUAAACUCUUGGAAGUGUUUAAUAAGCACUUUGGUUGAUUCAGCUGAAAAUGGUUCAAAGGAAUACCUAAAUGUACAGCAUGCUCAAGCUAUGAUCAUGGUGCUUCAACUUCUUUCUAAAGACAAAAAAGAGAUCAUUUUUAGUGAGAUCAUACAAGCGCUUGGUCGUUUGUCUACAUUAAAUAUAAAAAAUGCAAUACAUGUAGCGCAUCUUAUUCUCUUAUUUGAUUAUAUGAUACAUUUAGGAUAUUCUACAAAAAGCACGGAUCUCAUUGCACAAGUACAACACAACAUUCUUUCAGCAGAUAUAGAUAAACCAUCUUAUGUGAAAAGUUUCUUUAAAGAAGAAGAUGAGCUAAAAAGUGAUACAAUAGUAUUUUAUGGACUUAUUGAGCAGGAUAAAAUAGACACCGAGGUUCUUACUUUUCUGAAAAAUACUCCAGAUUAUAGUCAGUGGUAUUCUUCUAUUCUAACUCUUCUAGCACAAAUGAUAAAUAAGUUUGCAGGUGGAGAGUUGCUUGAUAGGCUUGGGGCUCGAAAUGCAUCUUUAUACAUUUGGAAUUGGCUUCCAGAACUUCCUAUAGCUAUUGAAUGGAUUAACAAUAUAUUUAACUUGGAUGCUGAAAAAUCAUCUUUUGAAGAAUAUUUAUUUUAUAUUUGUUGGAUGCCAUCAACCUUUGAGAUGACUGCUGAGCAAAUCAAGAGCAACCUAAUGGUUCAAUCAUCUUUUGACACAAUAGUAUCAGAAAGAAAACUUUUUGCUGAUGAUAUUUCAUCUUCAAUUGAUUACUUUGGAAGAAUAAUAUCAUUACUAUCAAACUUGCUAAACUCUACUCACCUGCUCAAGUUCUCACCAUAUGCUAUUAGUGAUAGCAUUGUUAAUUUUGCAGGGUUUCUUGUUGACCAAUAUAUGAUGCAUAAAAAGGUUGAGUUACUCAAAUAUGCCAAAGAAUUUAGAAAUUUUAUUGAACAGAUGAUGCUGCUAUUAAAUUUGGCAGUCAGGAAAGCAAAAGAAAUGAUAAUUAAGUUGGCAACAGCUGACAAAUAUACUACAUUAGAUAAUGAAGUUUUAGAGUUCUAUAUUGAUAUUAUUGGAUUAGACUUACCUACAGUAAAUUCUAAAGCAUCUGAUCUCAAAAGAAUUCAAGUUUUACCAGAAAGGUUCUGUCAAUAUAUACAAGAUUGGCAAGGGUUAAAUGUUCAAAGAGAUGACUUGCAAGAGAACAAAGAUUUUUCUGUUACAUCUUUGGUGCGCUAUUCGUUAAUCACUCAUCUGAAUAUUCAGAAAGAGUCUAAAAGCGAGUUGGCCAAUGGAUUUUCUUUAAAAAAUCUCAUUUACAGUCUUUCAAAUGUUUGUAACAAAGUCCUUCAUUGGAUGAACACCUCAAUGAAUGAAGAAUUUCAAACCUUGAAGCAUCUUGGUAUUUCUUUGUAUUCUGGUUUUUGGUGUGAUUCAUUUCUUAAAAAUAUAUCUCACCAUUCAGAAAAAAUAUUAAACCUCUGUCUGGGUGAGACUGACCAAGACCAGUUGGAAAAGUCUGCUUUUAUUCGUAUUCUAGAGAUAAUUGACAAAUGGUAUAUGAAAGAGUUGUCAAGGGAAAGAAUUUUAGAUGAAGGAAUAUUAAUUGGCUGGUUAGAGUUUCUUAUGGAUUUAAUAGAGCAUUCUAAAACCCUUGUUAUAUUUUUACAAUACUUUGCUAACAAACCAUCAACAUUGUUCUCAAUAUUCAAAUCCAUUGCAAACCAUACUGAAUUUAGUAACAACUACUUAACUGCAUUUGUACAGUUUUUUUCAAAAUUUUUUCUAAUCAAAGAAAAGUUAGAUGAUGGUAUUCACAGAGUUCUUUUUAAAAUAUUCGAUGAAGAUUAUGAAGUAUUGUAUAAUUGGAUGAAAAGAGUUUCUACUUCAGUUGAAGGAUGUAUUUUGUUGCAAUCUUUUAUUAAUAUUGCAGUUCAGAACAGUCAAUCAGUAGAUAAAGCUUUACCUGUGUUACUGGAUAUCAGUGAAAUUACUGUCAGUUUAGUAUUUGAAAAUAAAUUGUCAGGCACAACUUCUUUUCCUUUGUUAUUUGAAAUUUCAAAUGUUGUGGCUCGAUCAUGUGGCGGUCAGGGAUAUGUGCAGCUUCUUAAAAAAGUCAUCAAUUGGCUAAGUUUGAGUUUAAUUACAGAUAAAAAUAACAAGCAGGCAUCAGAGUGCAUAUUAAAAAUUGUUUUAUAUAUUACGGAUAUCAUUACAAGUUCUUGUAUUGAUGAUGUUUCGGAUGAUACUUUAUAUGAGUUUACGCCUGAUUUAAAUAAAAGAUCUGAAGAAUGCAAUGAAGAAGCGUCUGUUUACGAGUCUAUUGAAGGAAACACUUGUACUUUUUCUGUAACACAGCGUGAUUUUAUGAACCAGCAUUGGUAUCACUGUCAUACAUGCAAGAUGAAUGAUGGAAUUGGUUGUUGCACUGUAUGUGCUAAAAUCUGUCAUAAAGAUCAUGAUGUCACUUAUGCUAAACAUGGUUCUUUUUUUUGUGAUUGCGGAGCUAAAGAGGAUGGGAGUUGCAAGGCAAUGUCUGGAUCAUCUAAGUUUUUGAACCGGGUAACAUCACAUCCAAGUACAUGGGGGCCUUCUAAACUGGUUGAUAAGAAAUUUUCAAAAGCUCAAAAUCAGAAAAGUAUAAAAAGUGAAAACAAUCUUCAAAAAAUUUUGCAGGAUUCAAAACUUGAUAUCCUCAGUGUGGUAAACAACAGUUCCUUGCUCGAUUCAUUCAUACAGCUUUUAUUGGAAAAUUGUAAAGUGUUCACAAAAGAGGUUGAAGAGGCAGUUUGUGAAAUGAGGUCGCAAAAACAUAAACUAAAAGAAAAAUUGGAAAUUCUUUAUACCAGUGAAAAGGAAUUUUCCAUUGACAAUAUUAUGAAUGCAGUUUCUGGCUCACAAGAGGGAGCUUUUGAAAAUAUUAAGCUGACAUAUGGUGGAGAACAAGGGGCAACUCUUCGUCAGCUUAUCAAUGCUCACAUGAUUCAUCAUAAAGCAAUGUGUCUUAUUGUUUCUCCAUUUGGAAAAAGACAGUUUCUUGCUGUUGCUCACGAGAAGGGAAAGGUGACAAUUCUGCAAUUAUCUGGAUUAUUGAGACUACCUGAAUCAAAUCAAAAGAAAAUGACUUUGAAUCGUUUGUCAUCAACAGUUGUACCGUUUACUGUUCUUCAUAUGGUUAGCAAUCCACUUAAUGAUGAAUUUCUUGCUGUGACAGGAUUGAAAGAUUGUCUUGUGCUUAUUCUUGGAAACUCUGCCUCGACACCAACACGAUUAACAUUAAAUAUAAAACUUGAUACUGGUAAUUUUAUAAUCAAAGCGUUAUGGGUACCAGGUUCACAAACUCAACUGGCUUUAUUAACUGCUGACUUUAUCAAGAUAUUUGAUUUAUCUGUGAGUGAAACUGAUCCAAUUUACUAUUUUGUUGUCCCUAGUGGAAAAAUUAGAGAUGCCACUUUUGUUCCAGAUGACAAGCAGAAUAAUAUUGUUAUAAUGUCUUCUCAAGGAUAUAUAUAUGUAGAGGCUUUAAAUGAUGCAAGCAAACAAUGUUUGUUUUACACAAUGAAUGUUGUUAAUGUUCAGCAUCCUAACAAAGAAGAAUCUGAUCAGUCUUUAGUUAAUGGUGGUGGUGUCUCUGUUUAUUAUUCACAGACCUUGAAACUGCUUUUUUUCAGCUACAAUAAAGGAUUGUCUUUUUUUGGUUGCUUGGAUCAGAGUUUACUAUCCUUUACUAAGCUUUUUCUUAUUGACAACCCAAUAACUUUGUCAUCCCCAUUAGUCCAGUGGAGUGAAGUUCCUGGUCAAGUUGGUCUACUUCAUUGUACCCUGCAAAAUUCUGGGAAUAUUGUUAUGUUAGCUGUCAAGCCAGAAAAAGUUAUUAUUCAAGAAAUUAAAAGUGUAGCAAAGUCAGUUAAGGUUUUAAAUGCAGUAUGUCAUCAUCAUUCAACAAUUGAAGGGCAUGCACAGUCUGUUACUGAGUGUACUACGUUAAUAGUUUUGCUAGAUGAUGGAAGUCUUCGUAUUUACAAUGCCAACCAAGAUAUUAUUCAGUUUUCAAAGCCUCCUGAAAAUUUGUUUAUGAAUACACAUUUUACAGAACGUCUUGUCAACAAGGAAAAAAAGCAGGACAAUAAAAAAUCGCCUGAAAAAUUUCCUGUAGAUUUUUUUGAAACAUGUCAUUUAACCAAUGAUGUAGAGUUUGGUGGUGAACAUAUAUUACAUAUUUAUAACAAAAAUCAAGUAAAAAAUCGACUAAACACAACUGGAAUGUAUAUAGCAAACACAAAGCCAUUUGGAUUUAAAAUUGAAAUUCUUAAUACAAACCCAUCAAAUGUAAUUGUUGGUAUUCGCUUGCAAGUAGGAGUUCAAUCAAUGGAACGUUCCCCUCAGUAUAUAGAUGUCUUUGGUCGUAUAAUAUAUCUCAGAUCAGUAAAAAAUCGCUGGUUUGAUAUACCAUUUACAAGAGAGGAAUCAAAUAUUUGCUUGGAGAAAAACAUGUUUACUGUAACAUUUGGCCCAUCUACUGAUCCUUAUGGUGUUAGCAUUGUUGAUUCUAUUAAGGUUUAUACUAAGACAAAAGAAGAGUUUAGUGCUGUUGAGGAAAGUACUGAAACAGCUGUUGCAGAAUCUUCUCCAAGUUUACAGGAGCCACAAAUAUCAAAAUAUCAGAGCUCUCAAUCUGAAAUGUUACUAUUUUCUUUGCUUUCGGCUAUAAACAAAUUACUGAAAAUAGUAGAUGGAAGUAAAAUUUCGACAGUGUUUGACACACUAUUAAAUAUUUCAACUCAACUUCUUACAGUUGAUCCUCAGCUCAAAGAAGUCUCUGCUAUAGGUUACCAAACUCAUAUGCUUCUUAAAAAUUUAUAUCCGGGUGAUGGUAAAUAUCAAAACAAAAAGGAUGAAGUUUUAGUUAGUCAUAUGAUGAAGUUGUUUGAAACCACUCAAGAUAAUUUGGACUUAGAUGUAUUUGAAAUGAUUCUUAACAUUGGUUCAUUUGUUGGAGAGACUCAAGCAGACAACUUGGUUAAAUUUGUUGAAAUUUCAGGAGGUAAACAAGCAGAUAAGUUUGCUGAGUCCUUAGUAAAAAAGUUUUGGAAACUCUAUGAAAAUUGCUGUUCAAGUUCCAAUUAUCAAGAGUCAUGGCAUAUGGAGGCAAACGUGGAACUGCUUGUUGGCAUAAUAUUCUCAAUAAUGCUUGGUGAUGCAAAGUUCAUAAACUCAAUGUGUCAGCUUAUUUUUGAAUUGUUGCUAGCUAAAGACCAAACGAUAAGUUUUGCUGCCAAAAAAGGUCUUACAAAAUCAUUACUUUUAAGACAAACACAUGUUAAACAAUCUGAAUCUAAUGAUUCUAACCCAUCUGCAACAGAGAGCAAGAAUGAAGAUCUUUCCUCCUAUCCUCCUCUUGAAAAAUCUGAAACAACUAACAAAAGUGUGGAACCCUCAACACCAGUGUCAGCAGAUAAUCUUGAUGAGGAUAAUGAAGAAGAUGAUAUAGAAGAUAUGGAUAUGAUGGAUGAUGAAGGUGAUAUUGAUGAUGGGGAUCUUCAAAUGCUCAUCGAUGAUGAUAAUGCUAUGAUGGAAAUUGCUCUUGCAUUGAGCUUGCAAAAUGAUGAAGAAAAUAAUGAUGAGACACAGCAAGAAAACAAAAACAUUGCUGAAACUUCUACUAGUGAACAGGGAUUUGAAGGAAAUGUUGCUCAAGAUAACAAUAUUGAAGAACUACAUUCAGAUCAAGUAGAUGGUCAAGGUUUCAUAUCAGAGUCACCUAAUUAUAUUGAAGGACCUAAUCUUUUGGAGGGUGGGAGCUUAGGCAUAAAGUUUAGUGCUCUCUGGUCUCAAUUAUUAGAAAUAUUUGAAGCAAAAAUCCCUUACCUUUUGGAAUUAGAUGGUUUACAAGCUAUUCCUUUUUUACAGGUCAUGUUAAUGUUAUGUUCAAAUUUAAUGGUAGAGAGAGAUGAAGAUAAAGCCGCUUUAAGGAGGAUCAUAGUAGCAUGUAUAAAUCCGCUUCAUGUAAAACUUCAGACUGAUUCAAAUGCUCCAAUAAGAACAACAUCAAGUGAGGUGCAGCUUGUGUUAAUGAGAUUCUUAAGUGUUCUUAUGUCCCGGUGUAAUGCUAAUAAGCAAGUAAAUGAAGGUGAAAAUGUUGUAAAUAUGAGUUCUUCAUUUGAUGCAUACGUUGCAGGAGUAUUGCAAGAGCAAGGUUUAGUUGAAUACUGUUUGUGUUUAUUGAAAAGUCUUCUUUCAUAUUGGAAAUCCCAAAGUUCUACUGAGGAAGAUAACACCACUGAAACAACUUUGUUAUUAAAAGCUAAAGCACUGCAUCCCACUCCAGAUAUGAUGCCUUUUUUUAUGGAACAAUAUGUUAAGAGUCAUGCUGUGGAUUUGUUUGAAUCUUUCUCUCAACUUGUCUCAGAAAUGGUUUUAAGAAUGCCUUAUCAGAUCCAUAAACUGAUUGAUUCUAAUACAAGAGAAAUUUGUUUUAGUAAAGAUUGGGUGUUUAUUAUGUGUGAGUAUAUGAUGAUAUCACAUGCACCAUUUGUUAGAAGACAAGUUAGAAAGUUAUUGUUGGCAUUAUGCGGAACUAAAGAAAAGUAUCGCUUUGUAAAAGAUCUCCACAAUAUACGCUCACGCCUUGCAUGCUUAAAAUCAGUGUUGCAAAUGACUGGAACAACUGGUAAUGAAAGUAUCACAAAAAAUAUAUCUCUUUCUUAUGAAGAAACAGUAACCCUUACUGAGCAAAUUAGUGCAUGCAUUGACAUUGCUACUGCAAGAAAUGAAAAUUGGUUAUUGUUUUGCAAGAAAGAAAGUACAGUUUUACCAUUUCUAAUGGAAAUCAGCUAUCAAUUGGAUGAGCAUAUAUCAUCAAAGGUAGUUGAGUUGAUAUUUAUAGCUCUCAGUUCACCUCAGAAUAAAGAUGAUAAAAAAGAAAACAAAAGCAAAAGUCUUUCAGUUGAGUUGGUAAAACUUGUGUUUUCUCGCUGUUAUGGCACAACCAUUUUUUUGUUCAUAAAGAGUUUUUUAUUGGAAUCAAAUUCAUCUCAGUUGCGUUGGAAAGUUCACAGUCUAGUUCAUUCGAUAUUUAUAAAUAUUGAUGCAGAGCAACAAGUGGGUUUAACAGAACUUAUGUGGACAUUAUGGAAUGUUAUACCAAGCUGUGGGCAUCGAGCAACCCAAUUUACUGAUCUACUUGGUUUUUUUACAAUUAAAACUAUGAGAUGCAAUGUUAAUAAUUACGUCACGAUGGCAAUGUCUUUGUUACAUGAAGCUAACUCAGUUUUAAUGAAUCACCCGAAUGCUAGUUUGUAUAGAAAGCUUUGCAACUCUGUUGAAUUGGAGGGUUAUUAUUUGGAAAGUGAUCCUUGUGCUGUCUGUAAUAAUCCUGAAGUUGCAUUUAAUAGCUACAAAUUGUCAACAAUCAAGUCAGACAUUCGCCAUACACCAAAGUCACAACUUAUAAAACUGACAACCAAUCACACAAUAUCAAAAAUAGUGUUAAAAAUUUCUGAUAUCAAAAAAGCAAAAAUGGUCAAAAGCAUGAUAAUUUUCUACAAUAACAAACCCGUUCCAUCUGUUGUUGAGCUCAAAAAAAGUGGAAUAUGGCAAAAAGCAAAGAAAGUUUUUCUAACACAGGGUCAAACAGAUGUGAAAGUUGAGUUCGCAUUUCCAAUCACAGCUUGUAAUCUCAUGAUUGAGUUUUCUUCUUUUUAUGAAAAUGUGCAGUUUUCUGCUGAAAGUUUACAAUGCCCGCGAUGCAGUGCAUCAGUGCCAGCCCAUCCUGGUAUUUGCGGAAAUUGUGGAGAAAAUGUAUAUCAAUGUCAUAAGUGCAGAGCUAUCAACUAUGAUGAAAGGGAUCCAUUUUUAUGUACUCUUUGUGGUUUUUGUAAGUACGCAAAAUUUGAUUUUGUACUUAGUGCCCACUCUUCUUGUACUGUUGACACCAUUAACAAUGAAGAAGAAAGACAAAAAGCAUUGAAAGCAGUUAAUUCUGCCUUAGAAAAAGCAGAUCAAUAUUACCAAGCUCUUACUGGCCAUAGACAAAUGUUAGAAAGCAUUCUAAGAACAAGUAGUGAUGGCGCUCAUAGUGCUGAGGAAGAGCUGCCUACAGACAAAUCUUUAGUGUGGAAUGUCUCUCCUCUUUCUACUAAUUCUCAGACUACUUCAACAGCAUCUGUUGCAAUAACAUCAAUUAGGCGUUCAAUACAGAGUGUGGCACAGUUAUACUGUGUUGAUUGUAAAACUUCUUUUGACAAUAUGAGUAAGGCAACACAAACAGUAACAGCAUUGAGAAAAGAACUUUUACAAUAUGAUAUGAAACAACAAGAAGCUUUAUCACAAGCAAUGUAUUUAACACCUGAAAUUCUUCCAUCACCUUCUUAUCUUGAUGAUAAACCUCAGUUCUAUCGCUUGCCUUCAUUCAGUGGUGUUCCUGAAGAGGUUUAUAUAUUGGAUAAACAAGGUGAGAACCUACCAAGAGUUGGCAAAUGUUAUGGAUGCGCUUUAUCAACAGUUCAUCAUUGUUUGACUGUUCUUAGAGCUCUAUCAACUAUUGAAUCAGCACAUGAGUGUCUUUUAAUGCAGGGUUGUCUGCAAGAACUUGUAACUCACAAUUUACAACUUGAGAAAAAAGAUCUUGUAGCCCUUGCUAGAACUCUUCUGAUCAAACUUACAUCAGAAAAUAAAAAAGCCAAUGAAUCACUAAAUGAGCUUAUUUGUGAAAGAAUUAAGUUAUGCCUUUCAGUUCAAUCUGCUAAUAUGAUGUCGAACAUUUCAUUGAGUAGCGAACUUUCUCUGUUAAGGCAAUCUGUUGCAAGUAAUGAUUUUUUAUGGGAACAAAGAUUAUCAUGUGUGUUUAUGUUGCUUCUUGAUUCAUUAAAAAAUCCAAGCACAGAGGUCCGUGAAUCCAUUACUCUUCCAUGUCUAGAAAUUAUUAAUAGUUGUGUAAAACCAAAACUUCCUUCAAACAAAAAGAUUAUUCGAAUCAACAAACCUAACCAAAUGGUACCAAUUAUUGAUUUUGAAAAAUGGUUAAGAGGUGAUUAUACUUACUUAAAUUGGAAAGAAAGUAAGUCAGUUGGUUCAAAUGAACCAGAACAACAUUUUGAAAGAAAACAUAAUGGAUGGUUAAAGCAGCUGCUUUUUGCAUCAUCGUCUAGAGCAACAAGACAAACUAUUUGCAGUAUUCUUGAACAGAUAACUUUACAAUCUAGUCAAAGAAAAGAAAUCCUUCUUCAAUUACUUAUGAGUUACCUAAGUGAGCUAAGGUUAGCUGGUGAAAAUUCAAGUGAGUAUUUGGCUCUUUUGAAAAAAAUACUAAGUGGAUCAGGAUAUAAAGUAUAUAUGUCUAACUCAGGAAUCAUGGAUAAGUUAUGUCAACUUAUAGUUCAGGAAGUAGAACAUCUUGCAAGUUUAGAGCGUACAACUUUGAAUGUAGAUCUUACUCAGGGAUACUCUCUUUUUGCUUUAGCUGAAUUAUUUAAAUCGUUUUUGGAAGAUGCUGAAGUUAAAAAUGUUUGUCAACAAAAAUAUGUUGCAGAUGUAUUGCAGUGUUAUUUAUCAUUAAGAAAAUUAGUUGUUCAACGCACAAAACUUGUUGAUCAAACCCAAGACAUUUUGCUGGCUUUAUUGGAACAGUUAAAUUCAGGUACAGAGGAUAAAUUUUUCAUGAAAACAUGCAUAGAUGCUCUCAAAAGAUGUCCAAUCAAUGACAUUAGAACACCAAUAUUUAUCUUUGAGCAACUGUGUAAUACUAUUUAUAAGCCUGAAGUUGAAAGCACAGAGUUUUUCAUGAACCUUGAAAAAGAUCCACAGCAAGAAGACUUUUUACAGGGACGCAUGCAUGGAAACCCAUACAGUUCAAAUCAGCCUGGACUUGGUCCACUAAUGAGAGAUAUAAAAAAUACUAUAUGUACAGAAUGCGAGUUGGUUGCUUUAUUAGAAGAUGAUACGGGCAUGGAGCUUCUUGUAAACAACAAAAUUAUUAGUUUAGACUUACCUGUUUUACAAGUUUAUAAAAAAGUAUGGUGUUCUAGAGAUGAUCACAAAGAUCCAAUGAGAAUUGUUUACAGAAUGCGUGGUCUUCUUGGAGAUGCCACAGAAGAUAUUAUUGAAAAUCUCUCUAAAGAAAAAGCGGAUAAUGUUGAUGAAGAAUCACAGUACCAACGUGCUUCUAUAAUAGCAGAAAUUAGUGGCUUAGAAAAUAUUUUUAAAAGGUUAUCUUAUGUUCGUGAUCUUUCAAGAGCGCAACAUUUAGUUGCAAUUAUUCUAAAAUUGCUUGAAUAUUGCAUUAAAGUUAAAGUAAAUAGACAAUAUAUUAUACAACCUUCUUUAUGUGGCAUGAAAAUUUUACUAUCAACUUUAAAUCAUGCACUCAGGCUUGAGAGAGAUUAUGGGAGUAAAAGUGGCGGAGCAAUGCUUGCCGAGCGUGUUUUAAAGAUUAUGGAAGUAGUACUACAUGAAGCAACUAUACAAGGGGAUCUUCAGCAGAUUGAUUUGCCUGAUGAAGAAUCUCAACUGGAGCUUUUAUUGAAUCACAUUACAAGUCCAUAUGUGAGAUCAAAUGCUAAUGUUUUACAAGCAAUGAUGAAAUUGACACCAUUUUUAACGUUUGGUAAUGAAGAAUCCAUGCUCUCUUUAAUUGAACAUUUCCUUCCGUAUCUAGAUUUUGACAAGUUUGAUAAUGAAAAAUCAGCUGACAGCAUUUUACAACUUGAUUGUUUAUGUAUGAUUGCUGAGGGAAUUUCUAAAAGUGACACUGGAUCAAAAUUAAAAGAUUUAAUGAUCAGAGAAGGAAUAGUUACUAAAGCGCUAGACUAUCUACAAAAUCAUACCCCACCACAAUCCUUCAGGGCAUCUGGUAUCUUGGACAGUGCAAAAUGGAAAGAGUUUAUUGCAAAACCAUCUUUACCAUACAUACUACGUUUGCUAACUGGUCUUCUUCAUAACCAUCAAAAUACACAAAUUUUAAUAUCCACAAACGAAAAUGUUGCUGUUAUUCAUCACUUAGAGCAAAUUUCUUCAGAAGAGAUGGUUGGUUCGUUAGCUGAAAAUUUAUUGGAAGCUUUAUGUCUUUUUCCAGAAGGAAAAAUAAAGGUAGCAGAAAUUCGAAAUAAAACUAGAGACGAAAAGAAAGCCUUAGCUAUGGCUAUGAGACAAAAACAACUUGACUCUCUAGGCAUGACUGUUACUGGGAGUGGUCAAAUCAAGACUAUGUCUCCAUCUUCUCAAGAAAUGGCUCAGCUCCUUGAAGAGCAAGAUCAAAGAGUAGUUUGUUCAAUCUGCAGGGAAGGAUACAAAUUUUAUCCAAAUAAGGUACUUGGUGUUUACACUUUUACUUCUCGAUGUAUAUUAGAUGAUUAUGAAAAUAAAACUAAGAAGACACAAGGUUAUUCAACAGUCUCUCAUUUUAAUAUUAUUCAUUUCGACUGUCAUAUUGAAGCUGUUCGACAUGCACGAUCACGUGAUGAGUGGGAAAGUGCUGCACUUCAAAAUGCAAACACUAAAUGUAAUGGGCUUUUACCAUUGUGGGGACCAGAGGUAUCAGAGUCAGCUUUUGCAUCAUGUCUUGCACGGCAUAACAACUACAUACAAGAAUGUACUGGUCUUCGUGAACCAACUUUUCAUUCAAAUGUUCAUGAUAUUCGUUUAAUGCUACUAAAGUUUGCUCACCAAAAGUCAUUUAGCCAUGAUGCAGGUGGUGGUGGAAAGCAUAGUAAUAUGUACUUGAUACCCUACAUGGUGAAUUUAGCUCUCUAUGUUGUCAACUCCACUCAUCAACGAUCAAAUGAAGAACAAUGGCUAAAUUCAUUUCUUGAUGCAUCUAUUGAUAAUUGGGUUGGAUCGUGUUAUGAGUUGAACGGACCAAUGUUUGCAUGCGUUCUUAGUUUAUUUAUUAUGACACUUGAUUCUUGGAAGAGUAAAAGAAUUAUAUUUUUGAAACGGUUAAUGGUGCUAGCUCAUGCUAGAGAUUUAUCCAACAUACAUACAAAUAAGCUGAUGUGUAUUGAACCCAGUGCAUUUUCAGUUUAUAAGCCAUAUCUUGUUUUUUUCUCUUUAAUUGAUAGGCUGCAUAAUUUGUGCAAGUCUAAGAUAUCAAUAACCGAUGAUUGGUCGCAGGCAAUGUCGUCGUACCUGAGAAACAAUGAUGAACAAAUAUUGAAAGAGUGUGACAACAUUAUAAAGUUCUACGAAGAAGACAUUCUGUUAUGUGAAUCGUUUGCUGAAUAUUGUGAUGUUGCAGGUUUAUUAUCGGAAAUGGUUGUACCCCCUGAUCAAUUCAUCCGAGAUUUGUUAGUACAGUUUUUGCCUGUUGAAGAAAAGACAAAUGUUGUUUAUUGUUGAUAAUAUUUGAAACUGCUUAUUGAAGGAUAUUAGAAACUUUUACUAGGAUUUUUAUUGGAAACUAAUUCAAAGAUAUUUGUAACUACUGCGGGGGAUAUUUGUAACUACUGCGGGGGGGUAUUAUCAAAAGUUUAAGACAACUAUAAGUUACUUAGUAAAAGUAUAAUAUAUUGAGAAACAAUAAAAA